AUGGGCGAAGCAAAUCUGUCUUUUCCUUACGACUUUAAGGAAUUGGAACCUGAAGAGAAAACGAAGUUACUUAAAGCUUACAAAACAUCAGAACCUGAUCACAAAUUUGACUUUGUAAGCAUUGGUCCGAAGAAGUAUAAACAGUUACGAACUUACUGCCAAGAUGCUGCAAACAUUUACAAUAUGCCAGUGAGAAGCAGUGACAUAUUUGUGAUUUCACAUCAACGUUCAGGUACAACAAUGACUCAAGAAAUAGUUUGGCUAUUGGACAACAACUUUGAUUAUGCAGAAGCGAAAGCUAAAGCCCUCCAUGAAAGGUUCCCCUUUCUUGAAUUCUUUACAUACUUUGACCAAAAAUGGGAAGAAGAUUUUUUACAAAGUACAGACGACAAAAGAAAAGCUCUUGAGUUAAUAGAAAGUAUAGCAAGGCCUAUAACAGGGAAACUGCUGACGUUACCUUCACCUCGAUACAUCAAGACUCAUAUACCGCUGUCACUGUUACCACCUGGGUUGCUCGACACUGCCAAAGUAGUAUAUGUAGCGAGAGAUCCUAGAGAUGUCGCAGUCUCCUCUUACCAUCUCUAUCGCCUAUAUAAAGUUAUGAAUUUCCCUGGAACAUUCAAGGAGUUUUGGGGAUUAUUUGUUCAAGAUUUAGUGAACCGGACACCUAUCUUCGAACACAUGAAAGAGGCUUGGAAUCUUAGACAUCACAAGAACAUGCUUUUUUUAUUCUUCGAAGAACUCGUAAAAGAUUUGCCAGCCUCAAUACAACGAAUCGCUGAUUUUCUUGGCAAAGAAGUAUCAAUAGAACAAAUGAACAAACUCUGUGACCAUCUCAGCAUUGAAAACUUUAGUAAAAACGAGGCCGUAAACUAUCACAGUUUAAGAGAAUUGGGCUUGCUUGCGUCGGACGAACAGUUUGUUAGAAAAGGUAAAUCAGGAGGUUGGCGAGAAUAUUUUGAUAAAGAGAUGGAGCAGCAAGCUGAACAGUGGAUAGCAGCCAACCUGCGAGAUACUGAUCUGCGCUUCGCACAAUAG
This is a messenger RNA of Arctia plantaginis, 1038 nucleotides long. The record is from the annotation of a GenBank genome assembly. Lineage: Eukaryota; Metazoa; Arthropoda; Insecta; Lepidoptera; Erebidae.